GCGUCCUCGCUCUCUAGCUCACGCCCCCGCCCGCCGCCCGCCGCCCGCGCACGCCAGGCAUGAAUGCGGAGACUUGCGUCUCUUACUGCGAGUCGCCGGCCGCUGUCAUGGACGCCUACUACAGCCCGGUGUCGCAGAGCCGGGAGGGCUCGUCUCCUUUUAGGGCAUUCCCUGGCGGCGACAAGUUCGGUACAACUUUCCUAUCGGCCGCCGCCAAAGGUCAGGGCUUCGGGGACGCCAAGAGCCGGGCCUGCUACGGCUCGGGGCAACAAGACCUGGCGCCCCCCAUGGAGAGUGGCUCCGGUGCGCGGGGCUCCUUUAACAAGUUCCCGGCCCAGACUCAGCCUCCGGCCCCGCAGCCGCCGCCACCGCAGCCGCAGCCGCAGCCGCAGGCGCCCGCACAGCAGCCGCAUCUCUACUUGCAGCGAGGCGCCUGCAAGACGCCCCCGGACGGCAGCGUCAAGCUCCAGGAAGGCAGCGGCGGCCACAACGCGGCCUUGCAGGUCCCCUGCUACGCCAAAGAGAGCUCCCUGGGUGAGCCAGAGUUACCGCCCGACUCUGACACUGUGGGGAUGGACAACAGCUACCUCAGUGUGAAGGAGGCUGGGGUGAAGGGCCCCCAGAACCGGGCCACUGCCGACCUCCCCAGCCCGCUGGAGAAGGCUGACUCGGAGAGCAACAAGGGUAAGAAGCGGCGGAACCGCACCACCUUCACCAGCUACCAGCUCGAGGAGUUGGAGAAGGUAUUCCAGAAGACCCACUACCCAGAUGUGUAUGCGCGGGAGCAGCUGGCCAUGAGGACGGACCUCACUGAGGCCCGAGUGCAGGUCUGGUUCCAGAACCGGCGGGCCAAGUGGAGGAAGAGGGAGCGUUUUGGGCAGAUGCAGCAGGUUCGAACCCACUUCUCCACUGCCUAUGAGCUGCCCCUCCUCACCCGAGCUGAGAACUACGCCCAGAUUCAGAACCCGUCCUGGAUUGGCAACAAUGGGGCUGCCUCACCUGUGCCAGCCUGUGUGGUCCCCUGUGACCCAGUGCCUGCCUGCAUGUCCCCUCACGCCCACCCCCCUGGCUCUGGGGCCGGGGGUGUCACCGACUUCCUGAGCGUCUCCGGGACCGGCAGUCAUGUGAGCCAGACACAUGUGGGCAGCCUGUUUGGAGCCGCUGGCCUGAGCCCGGGCCUCAACGGCUAUGAGCUCAACGGUGAGCCGGACCGCAAGACCUCCAGCAUCGCGGCCCUCCGCAUGAAGGCCAAGGAGCACAGCGCAGCCAUCUCCUGGGCCACAUGACAGGGCCCCUCCUGCCCCAUCCCUGUGCCCUCCCCCACCUCGGGGCACUGGCCACACCCAUGCUUUCCAGGCCCCCAGCCUCCCACUCGACUUUCCUCUUAGGAACCUGGCCUGCCUGGCCCAGGGGCCUGAUCCUCAGCACUUUCAGCCGCCCCAAGUCUGAGGCCCCAUGGACUGCUGGCAGGAAGGGAGCAGUGGGCCCCUGCCCCUCCUUGG
Orycteropus afer afer is the source of this 1502-nucleotide messenger RNA. It is a transcript of the gene ALX4, whose product is annotated as ALX homeobox 4. Gene Ontology annotation, biological process: regulation of transcription by RNA polymerase II. NCBI's taxonomy places the organism in Eukaryota, Metazoa, Chordata, Mammalia, Tubulidentata, Orycteropodidae. The record is from RefSeq and is a predicted model, not a curated record. Gene Ontology annotation, molecular function: RNA polymerase II transcription regulatory region sequence-specific DNA binding; DNA-binding transcription activator activity, RNA polymerase II-specific.